Salvia miltiorrhiza (redroot sage) is the source of this 498-nucleotide messenger RNA. RefSeq lists its product as uncharacterized. The record is from RefSeq and is a predicted model, not a curated record. Lineage: Eukaryota; Viridiplantae; Streptophyta; Magnoliopsida; Lamiales; Lamiaceae. Bases 1 to 498 code for a protein of 165 amino acids. The transcript has 2 exons.
AUGCAAAUGUUUGACGGCACGACGGAUCCGACCGACCACAUCGCUCAGUACAAGCAAAGGAUGUUCACUGCCGCAAUUCCUCGUGAAUUAAGGCAGGCCUGCAUGUAUAUAUUUGUGCAGCAAUAUGCUAGUAGCAGGAAACUUGAAAAGAUAUCGGAGGAUCUAUACGCCGUGGUGCAACAGCGUGGUGAAUCUCUCCGAGACUAUAUCAGCCGAUUCAACAAGGAGAAGGUGUCCAUCACCAACUGCAACAUCCAGACAGCGGUGACCGCCUUCCGAAAGGGUCUCCUGCCCGACUCAGACCUCUACAAAGACCUCACCAAAUACCCUUGUAGAACAAUGGAGGACGUGCUUGCCAAGGCAUGGGCACAAAUCAAGUGGGAGGAAGAUCAAUACAGCCACCACCGAUCUUCACCAAGCAGAAACUCUAGAAGAGACUCCAGGGUGGAAAGGAAGACGAGUGAUAGGCGGUCUGAGCCUUACCCGUCUCCACGAUAA